Molecule: messenger RNA, 1682 nt
Organism: Nymphaea colorata (pocket water lily)
Lineage: Eukaryota; Viridiplantae; Streptophyta; Magnoliopsida; Nymphaeales; Nymphaeaceae
Exons: 6
Coding region: 140-1309 (389 amino acids)
Cellular component (GO): mitochondrial outer membrane
Molecular function (GO): ATP binding; ATP hydrolysis activity
Source: RefSeq, a predicted model, not a curated record
ACCGGAUUCAAUAAGACGAGGACAGAGAGAGAUCGGGAGAGGAGAGAGCGGUUCCUUGCUUCUCCUCCCUUCGCCGCCAAGUUAUCUUUUUCUCGUCGAGAUUCUCCCGUGCUCGGUUUGCUUAUUGACCGGCCGUGGCAUGGGCAGCAGGUCGGAGCCGCGAUUCCUGCAGGAACUCGCCCUUUACGCUGCCAGCGCCGCCCUUAGCUGCCUAGCGCUCUUCGUCGCCCUACGCAGCCUCGACCCCAACCGCGCCGCCAGCAAAAAGGCCGCCGAGCAGAAGAAGGAGAUCGCCAAGCGUCUCGGUCGCCCCCUCAUCCAAACCAACGCCUACGAGGAUGUGAUAGCGUGCGAUGUUAUCAACCCCGAUCAUAUAGAUGUCGAGUUUGACUCGAUUGGAGGCCUAGAGCGUGUAAAAGAGGCUUUAUUUGAACUCGUUAUCCUGCCUUUGAGAAGACCGGAAUUGUUUGCACAUGGAAAGCUGCUCGCUCCGCAGAAAGGAGUGCUGCUAUAUGGACCGCCAGGAACAGGGAAAACGAUGCUCGCAAAAGCCAUCGCAAAAGAAUCUGGGGCUGUUUUUAUCAACGUGAGGAUUUCAAAUUUGAUGAGCAAAUGGUUCGGUGAUGCGCAAAAGCUUGUGGCUGCUGUUUUCAGUUUGGCAUAUAAACUCCAGCCAUCCAUAAUAUUUAUUGAUGAAGUUGAUAGUUUUUUGGGGCAACGCCGCACGACUGAUCAUGAAGCUUUGACUAACAUGAAAACUGAGUUCAUGGCACUAUGGGAUGGUUUCACAACAGACCAGCAUGCCCGUGUGAUGGUCCUUGCUGCUACCAACCGACCAUCAGAACUUGACGAAGCUAUACUCCGUCGUCUUCCCCAAGCAUUUGAAAUUGGCAUUCCUGAUCGCAGUGAAAGAGCUAAGAUAUUGAAAGUUAUUUUGAAAGGCGAAAGUGUUGAAGAAGAUAUUGACUAUGAGUAUUUGGCUGGUCUAUGUGAGGGUUUCACUGGCUCGGAUUUACUCGAACUUUGUAAAAAAGCAGCUUAUUUUCCAGUCAGGGACCUCUUGGAAGCAGAAAAAAGUGGCCAACGGUUUCGUGCACCAAGAGCAUUGAAACAGUCUGAUCUGGAGAAUGCAUUGUCAACUUCUAAGAAGACAAAGGCUGUGACUGAUGAAUACAGUAUCAACUCACUGUUGUCUGAUUGGCCAAGGGUAAGUGGUCGGGACGAGUACCAUCUCACUUUAUCAGAAAUUACAAGGUUCCUGUCACGCAUUUCUUCCAAUCUUCAACCAGAGGGCCAGAACCAGGACUGAUAAUACAUAUUGCAGCUGCUAUUCAAGGAUUGCAUUGUUGCAUCUUGACGUAGAACAGUUGAGAAAGGCAGGUUGAACAAUUUUGCAAAUCUGAAGGUGAAUUUGACCAGCUUGUGGACCUUUCUUGUGUUACUGUAAUCAGCUAUUGCUGGUUGAAGUGUCAUUUUUGCACUGAAGUUGGUCAUGAUGGGAAUAACUGGGUGGCAACAAUUCCAUGUUUAAUGUAUACUGGUGAAGUAAGCUACCUUUGCUUUCUAUAAUGUCGCUGUAAAGCUUGUAGCUCCAUUGCCGCUGCUACAGUUGUUUUUCAAUACCAAGUAUACCGAACACUCAUUACAUUUACGAGUAUCACAACAUAUUAUUGACAAAGUUA